Molecule: messenger RNA, 1080 nt
Organism: Dermacentor silvarum
Lineage: Eukaryota; Metazoa; Arthropoda; Arachnida; Ixodida; Ixodidae
Product: WAS/WASL-interacting protein family member 1-like
Exons: 1
Coding region: 1-1080 (359 amino acids)
Source: RefSeq, a predicted model, not a curated record
AUGAGGGACAGCGGAGCCCGCAAACGACGCCGGACGGUGGCCCCUGGACGAAUCCCGCUGCACUGGGCCGCGCGGCCCACCCGCAGGCGUACGCUGUGGCCUCCGCGGUAUCGUCCUCUGGUUUCACUCAACUUCGUGCCCUUCCAAGGAGGACGACCAUCCGAGGAAACAGGAGCACGCGGUGGGCCCAGCAUCUCUGCGAGAACGGACAAGACGUUGCCUUUUGAGUGGAAUGGGUACACGUUCGACUGGUAUACCUGCCGCGACCAAGGGAGCCGCCGCUGCUGCAGCUGUCAGCUGGCACGUGGCUAUACUCCCGGCGAGCCACCCAUUCCACCGCCACUGUUUGGCCGGCCCAGAUCGUUCGUGUGGCAUCAAACGUCCUCGCGCUCCCGGGGCCGCCGAGGAACGCGUCAAGUAUUCCCUCGGAGGUCCCCCGCGCCGCCAUGGACGCCGGGCCCACUCGCGCAGGACAGACCAGAUCCGUACCCGGAAGCAGUAGGCAGCUCGCCGUCGCCGCCGAGGGCGCCACCUUCGUACCGGCCCAGGGACCAUAACCCGAGAAUUCCGCGAAAGGAGAACAAGGCGCCCGCGGGCCAUAUGCACUUGCCGCCUGUCCUGGCAAUGGCGAACAAGCUGCCGUCGCCGACCACGACGACUCACGUGCCGGGCCACCCACCCGUCCCCGCUACGUUCAGGAACAAGAACUCCGCGGCAGUCGUCCCACUACCAUCCUCGCUCAGGGCGGCCUUCGGAGCCGACGACUGCUGCGCAUUGGCAGCCCUGUCGAAGAGAAACGAGGUGCCCGGCAUAGUGUCGCCGAUGAAUCGGGCUUCCAGGAGCGGCGGCAAGUACAGGGCCGCCGGAGGUGGCAACAUGACUGUGCGCCUGUCCCACCACGGUGGCCUUCCCGAGUCCGACGCGCUGGGGGCCAAACCCAAGAAGCCCCCGCGCAUAAACAAUUCUCCGUCGGAACGUUCAGGUGGCAACGCGCCACACACCAGCGGCAACAUGCAAGGCGUUCGCCCGAGCGCCGCCGUUCGGGAACAUCCCCCGGCAUAUAUAGUUCGACGGUCCUGA